AGACUUUAAUGGCCGAAAUUCAGAAUCCAUUUUGACCACACUCUACAAAUCUCUCUUUUUCUCUCUACCUGUCCCACUCUCCUCCUCUUUAUCUAUCCCCAAAUCCUUCAACGUUCGUUCCUCUCUCCUAUUUUUCCUUUACUUUUUCUUUUUCUUGUUCUUACACCCAAAGUUGUUUUUGUGUGUUUUGAUAUUCAUGGGUAUGUAGACAUGGCCGUGGACCUCAUCUCCCACCUUUCCCCACUCCCCAAUAUGGAACCCAACGCCGUCCAAGAAGCCACUUCCGGCCUCGAAAGCGUCCACAAACUCAUCCGUUUACUCUCCAUUCCCAAUCCCCAUUCCUUACCUUCCUCCUCUCAGUCCCCAAUCGAUUUCCCUUCCGACUGCCGCGCCGCCGCCGACGCUGCCGUCUCCAAGUUCAAAAAAGUCAUUUCCCUCCUCGGCCGUAGCCGCCUCGGCCACGCUCGCUUCCGCAGAGCUCCUCUGCCUCAACAACCUCAUUACGUUACUCCCAUCCAACAGAUCCCACCUCAUCCCCAUCCCCAUCUUAACAGCAACAACAGCAACGAUGAAUCUCUUAAUUUCUCCGCUCACAAUUCCUUCAUUUCUUCUUUGACCGGCGACGCCGAUACCAAGCAUCCUUCUUCCUCUUCCUCGCCUUUUCUCAUUUCCAACCUCUCCCAGGUCUCCUCUGCUGGGAAGCCCCCUCUUUCUAGUUCUUCCCUUAAGAGGAAGUGCAGCUCCGACAACUUGGGAUCCGGCAAGUGCGCCGCUGCUUCUUCCUCUGCUCGAUGUCACUGUUCCAAAAAGAGAAAAUUGAGGGUGAAGAGAGUGGUGAGAGUUCCAGCAAUAAGCUUGAAAAUGGCGGACAUCCCACCGGACGAUUAUUCAUGGAGGAAGUAUGGUCAAAAGCCCAUUAAAGGCUCUCCACAUCCCAGGGGUUAUUACAAGUGUAGCAGUGUAAGAGGUUGUCCAGCCCGGAAACACGUAGAACGGGCCGUAGACGAUCCGGCGAUGCUAGUAGUGACUUACGAAGGAGAACACAAUCACACCCUCUCUCUGCCCGAAACCUCUAGUCUCAUCCUCGAGUCCUCGUAGAACAUCUUCAUCGUUUAUUUCAUCUUAAUCUCCAAUCAGAUCCGAGGUGAUCAAAUAGGAAUGGAAGUGUGUUUUUCCAGAAAAAAGAAAAAGAAAAGUUAUUUUCUUCUCUUCUUCAUCUUGACGAGCAGGCCCCUUGUCUCCAUCUUCAAUCGUCUUCAGCCGCGGCCAACACCAGCUCGCCGUCAGCCUCGCUUUGUCGCCCGCGCCGUUCCUUUAAAGCAGUAAGUUGUUAAAAAUUCAAGAGUAAUAAAAGAAAUUGUUGUAAACUUAAAUUAAAAGACUAAAUUAUUAUUUACAUCAAAAUUGGGAGACAAAA
Molecule: messenger RNA, 1417 nt
Organism: Cucumis melo (muskmelon)
Lineage: Eukaryota; Viridiplantae; Streptophyta; Magnoliopsida; Cucurbitales; Cucurbitaceae
Product: probable WRKY transcription factor 15
Exons: 4
Coding region: 211-1098 (295 amino acids)
Biological process (GO): regulation of DNA-templated transcription
Molecular function (GO): sequence-specific DNA binding; DNA-binding transcription factor activity
Source: RefSeq, a predicted model, not a curated record